This is a messenger RNA of Durio zibethinus, 1836 nucleotides long. The record is from RefSeq and is a predicted model, not a curated record. NCBI's taxonomy places the organism in Eukaryota, Viridiplantae, Streptophyta, Magnoliopsida, Malvales, Malvaceae.
UAACCAACUUUGAUAUACUCUCAAAUUGCCAACAAAAAUUGUAAAACAGAAAAAAAACAAAUCUUUCCUUUUGUAAAGCAAGGCACAGAAGAAGUAGGAAAUCCUAAUACAAAUAAAACUCAGACAGGAACCGCAUCUUUCUGAGUCUAUAUAAAUAUAUAGCUUCAGGCUGAGAAACAUAAGUUAUAAUUCUCGUCUCCAUAGCAAUUACAGUAGCAGCCAGCAAAGAAAAGAAACAUGGGGAAGUUGGGUGGAGAAACAUUGGCCACUGUAGGUUCUAGCAUCCCUGCCCUAAUGUUUACAUGUGCAACUUUUAAACAGUUCUUCCCUCAUACUGUCAAAAUCAAGCUUGAAAUUUGGUGGGAUAAAUUGGUUCACUGGUUGUUUCCUGAAGUGCAAAUCACAUUCAAUGAGUACGGCUCGAGCUUGUACAACCGUAGCGUGGCUUACGAUACGGUAGAGAGCUACCUGUGUUCCAAAUCUGUAGCACAAGCUGCAAGACUCAAGGCAGUAUCUGUGAAGAAAGACCAACCUCUUGUUCUUGCCAUGGAUGACUAUGAGGAGGUUCAUGAUGAGUUUCAAGGUAUCAAGGUUAGUUGGUAUAGAGGAAAAGAAUCCACUGAUCUUCUAACCAACUCAAUUUAUCCUAGCCAAACCAACUCAAUUUAUUCUAGGCAACGUGCUCCUGAGUCUAGGUACUACCAACUUACCUUCCCUGAGAAACACCGCGAAUUCGUUACAGGAAAGUACUUAAAGCAUGUGAUGCAGGAGGGUAAGGCUCUUAAAAAAGGUAGGCGUUUCCGAAGGCUUUAUAUGAAGAAUCCAUCAGAUGGUUUCUGGGAUUAUGCAAUUUUUCAGCAUCCAUCUACCUUUGAUACUUAUGCUAUGGAUGCCAAGAGGAAAAAGGCUAUAAUCAAUGAUCUUAUCACUUUUAGCCGGGCUAAAGACUAUUACGCAAAGAUUGGAAAGGUUUGGAAGCGGGGCUAUUUGCUUUAUGGUCCACCAGGAACAGGCAAAUCCACCAUGAUAGCUGCCAUGUCUAAUCUUUUAGGCUAUGACAUCUAUGAUCUUGAGUUGACAACAAUUAAGGACAAUGCAGAGUUAAAGACCCUUUUGAUUAAUACAAAAAGUAAAUCUAUUAUUGUUGUUGAAGACAUAGAUUGUUCACUUGAUUUUACAGGAAAACGCAAAGAGACAGAUGAAGAGAAAAAGGAAAAGGCUAAUUAUGGUGAAAGCAAGGUUACAUUAUCUGGUUUUUUGAAUUUUGUUGACGGAAUUUGGUCUGCUUGUGAAGGGGAAAGAAUCUUUGUAUUUACAACUAAUCAUGUUGAAAAACUUGAUCCGGCUUUGAUUCGAAGAGGAAGGAUGGAUAUGCACAUUGAGUUAUCGUAUUGCUGCUUUGAAGCAUUCAAGGUCUUGGCAAGGAAUUAUUGGAACAUUGAUUCACAUCCUUUGUUUGAGAAGAUUAAACAGUUGUUCAGUGAAGUAAACAUGACACCAGCUGAUGUUGCAGAAAAUUUGAUGCCUAAGACCUUGGGAGGAGACGUAAUUACAAGCCUGGAAACCCUGAUUCAGGCACUCGAAACCGUCAAGGAAGGAGCCGGUGCGAAGACCAAGGAAGAAGCUAAGGUCGAUGCUGAAGAGGAAGAGGCCAAGAAGGAAGAAGAAGAAGAAGAAGUAUAAGUAACAGUUCUAGGAACUCAGUUCCCAUCAGUGGCUUCAUCUAACUUGUUUUUUUUUUUUUUUUAGUUAAUUAUUUCAUGCUUUGUUUCCACCUUUUUUUUUUCUUGACAUUGUUGUUUCCAACAAUUUGAAUGUCGAGCUUUAAGAGAUUCA